This is a messenger RNA of Oppiella nova, 3878 nucleotides long. The record is from the annotation of a GenBank genome assembly. NCBI's taxonomy places the organism in Eukaryota, Metazoa, Arthropoda, Arachnida, Sarcoptiformes, Oppiidae.
GUUGCAGACAUAACAGUAAAGUGUGUCUUAUGUCUCAUGUGAUCACUAUUUGAAUCACAUUAUCAUUGCAUGUAAUCUCAAACCAAUUGAAUCCAAUCGACGAACUCAUCGUUUGCUUCAUUCACAGCAAACAUACCUUUCAUAGUGUUUCCAAUCACUCCAUGGAUUACAUCUGAAAUGACUUAAAACCUCAACUCAAAGGUCUGUUGGAAAUGAUGUUCCGAUUGGCCAAAAAGAAAUGGAUGCGAUCUCUGUACUGGACUAUUGUAUUGGUGUUUCUCGUGUCACUCUUAACCGCAUUUAUCUAUUACUUCGUUCUCAUCGAUGAACUCGAAAUCAAACCAAAAACUAUUGUAAACAGCGAUAACUUAGAGAAACAAAUCAAUUACCGACUUUCGGGGCUCGAGUUGGGCCUCAAGCAGAACAGAGAUCUCCUGAAAAGCAUUCGCUUUAAAUUAGAUCGAGUUUUCAAAGAUAUUAACGGAAAUCUCAAUAAAGAUAAUGAGGACUCGGAUCCAUCGGACUAUAUUCGGGAUCAAUCUAUUUGUGCGAAGUCUAGUCCGCAAAAAGAAUUCAAACCUAAUAUAUCGAUGCCUGACGUCUACGAAGAGCUCAAGUUUGAUAACCCGGACGGAGGUGUUUGGAAACAGGGAUGGGAUCUCAUUGUUAACGAAACCCUGUUUUCAAAGGGCCAUAAGUUAAAAGUGUUUGUCGUACCGCACAGUCACAAUGACCCUGGUUGGAUCAAGACCUUUGACAGAUACUUCAGGGAACAGACGAAACACAUAUUAGAUAACAUUGUCACCAAAUUAAGCGAAGACCCGAAACUGAGGUUCAUUUGGGCGGAAACUAGUUAUCUGAGCGCCUGGUGGGAGACCGUCAAAGACCCCAAAAUGAAGACUCAGAUGAAAGCGUUGGUAGACUCGGGACGGCUCGAGAUCGUGACCGGCGGUUGGGUUAUGAACGAUGAGGCGAACGUCCAUUACUUUGCGAUGAUUACGCAGAUGGUUGAGGGACACGAAUGGCUUAUGGAUCACUUGGGGGUUAAACCUAAAUAUGGGUGGGCUAUAGACCCUUUUGGUCUCUCGCCUACAAUGGCCUACAUUUUGAAAGGAAUGGGAUUUGAAGGAAUGGUUAUCCAGAGAGUCCAUUACGCCAUUAAGAAGUAUUUGGCGUCCAAACAAGAAUUGGAGUUCCGUUGGCGUCAGUAUUGGGAGCAUAAAGCCGACAGCGAUAUUGUGUGUCAUAUCGAGCCCUUCUAUUCAUACGAUGUGCCGCACACUUGUGGUCCCGACCCUAAGGUGUGCUGUCAGUUUGACUUCAAACGUUUGCCCCCUUCGAAGGUAUACCUCUUAAUUCCUAUACAGAGCAACCCUUUUGGUCUCUCGCCUACAAUGGCCUACAUUUUGAAAGGAAUGGGAUUUGAAGGAAUGGUUAUCCAGAGAGUCCAUUACGCCAUUAAGAAGUAUUUGGCGUCCAAACAAGAAUUGGAGUUCCGUUGGCGUCAGUAUUGGGAGCAUAAAGCCGACAGCGAUAUUGUGUGUCAUAUCGAGCCCUUCUAUUCAUACGAUGUGCCGCACACUUGUGGUCCCGACCCUAAGGUGUGCUGUCAGUUUGACUUCAAACGUUUGCCCCCUUCGAAGGUGAAGUGCCCCUGGAAGGCAUCCCCUCAUAAAAUAACCGAUUCUAAUGUCCAUCAAAGAUCUCUUCUACUGUUGGAUCAGUACCGCAAGAAAUCAAUGCUUUAUAAGACUAAAUCUCUUUUAAUACCAUUAGGCGAUGAUUUUAGGUUUGAUAAACUAGAGGAAUGGGACGCACAGACAGAAAAUUAUCAAAAGCUUUUUGAUUACAUUAACGCCAGACCCGAAUGGAAUGUUGAGAUUAAAUUCUCGACAUUAGGCGAAUACUUUGAGUCAUUCAAAGGGAUUCAUUCAUUUCCAACCCUUUCGGGAGACUUUUUUACUUAUAGUGAUCGGGACGACCACUACUGGAGCGGUUACUACACAUCAAAGCCUUUCUUCAAGCGCUUCGAACGCAUAUUAGAGUCACACGUGAGAAGUACUGAAAUUAUAUUCUCAAUGGCGUCUAUACUGAACCCCCACUCACUGGACCGACUCAACGCUCUGAUGCCACUGUUUGUCUACGCCCGACAAAAUCUGGCACUCUUUCAACAUCACGACGGCAUCACUGGAACCGCUAAAGACAUUGUCGUCAAUGAUUACGCCAAUCGAAUGUAUCGAUCGCUUGAAAACUUAGAGAAAAUCAGUUCGCAGUCUAUAAUGAAUUUAUUACACUAUGAGAACAUUGAAUCCAAUCAAUUGAAAUUAGUGGACAAACUUCCCAACUCUUUCUCAACGUCUACUAAAAGUUUAUUCAUAAUCGAUGACAACAACAAUCAGAAUUGGCAUUUUGUCAUUUAUAACUCAUUGGGAUUCGCUUCAUAUGAGUUGGUUUGCAUUCAUUUGCAGCCAAUGGUCAACAAUUGGUGUAUUAAAGACAAUGACGGCGUUGAAGUGGAAGACAUUCAGAUGAAUAGGGUUUGGUCUAUGGAUAAGCUGUUGACCGAUAGAGUGGAGGCUUGUUUUGUAGUACACAUGAAAGCCUUAAGUUUAGCGGAAUAUAGUGUAGGAAUAUGUGAUGAGAAGAGAGGUGUGCACAAGAAAAGUGCCGUCACUUUGUAUAAUUUCGGCCAAUCAUUCAAUAAUUUAUCCGAAGAUUUGGUGUCCUUUGAUGAGACGCCGACUGAAAUACAAUUGGAUAACGAGAACAUUGGCCUCACAUUCAGUGGUGCGGACGGUAUGCUUCGCAAACUCUCCAUUCGAGACGUGACUACAAACUUAAGGAUGAAAUUUAUGACUUACGGCACCAGAAGUGGCAAAAAAGUGCAGAAGAGCGGCGCCUAUAUAUUUUUGCCCGACAAUGAAAACGCUCAGGACUUGGUUUACAGCAACUGUAAGAUUAGAAUAACUAAAGGAAAUAUUGUCACCAGAUUUGAGACCAUUAUUGAGAAACCGAUUCCUAUUCGGCACCAAAUCUCAAUAAUUAAAGGCAAACGAUAUAUUGAAAUGGAAAACGAGUUCUUUUUAUCUCAAAGUUCUUUUGGGAAUAAAGAGCUUAUGAUUAGGUUUUACAGUGACAUUCAAAACGACGAUAUCUUCUACACAGAUCUCAAUGGCUUUCAAAUGAUUAAACGGAAGCGAUAUAACAAAAUACCACUUCAGGGAAACAUAUACCCGAUGCCCACAACCGUCUACAUUGAAGACACCAAACAGAGACUCAGUGUGUUGUCGGGACAGCCAUUGGGCGCCACUAGUCCUCGAUCGGGUUGGGUCGACAUCUUUCUCGAUCGACGCCUCCUUCAAGACGAUCAAAGGGGUCUCAAUCAGGGAGUCGUCGACAACAGGAAAACGAAAGAAAUCUUCAAAAUUCUCUUGGAAAGCACAUCAUCGGAGCCAACGGCGCCCACACAACCACUCAAACCAUCACUUGAAGCACAGAUAGAGUUGCAGAAGAUUUUGUCGCCACCGAUACUAAUGUACAGUACGAUGAAGAGUACCAUCAGUGAGAUCUACUUUCUGCACAAUCCUUUGCCCUGUAAUAUACAUCUGUUGAAUAUGAGGCGUUCCUCCAAAGCCAAUACUUAUUCCCUUUAUCUGCACCGUUGGGGCGUCGGGUGUGACGCUAAAUGUGCCGCAAAUUCCACUGUUGUUUUGAGUCAACUCUUUUCGCCGUUUAUUACCAAAUCAUUAGAGCCACAGAUCACUCGAAUGAGUUUAUCUUCACUCCAUGAGAAGGAAUCGGAUCUUUCAAUCGACAGUCAACUGAAUGUCGAGGAAAUGCAUAUAAAUGUCUAUCGUCUGAGAACUCGAGGCGUUUGA